AUGAUAACGAAGGCAGUAGAAGCUAGUGGAACAGUUACUAUUACAACUGUAAACCAGCAACUAUUUCGAACAAAGAUGGAUUUUAAUGAAUGUUUCAUUCAUCCAAAGUCAUUCUCUUUAGACCCUAACAUUUAUACAGAACUUGUAGAACAUUAUACAAACGAGGCUUUAUGUUUUCCUGUUAAAGUUAUGGAUUGGAUUCCUAUGGACGGUUCAUUCUCAAAGAAUACAGAUAGUUCAAGUGCAACAUUUACAGCAGCUUAUACGCCUAUUAAUGUUAAAAGUAUUUGGGCACUAUUUAGAAAGAAAGACAACUAUUAUGUUAAUUUUGAGAACCCUAAGUUUAAAUAUCUUCAGCUUUCCAUGGGAGCUUAUGGAAAUAUGCCUGCAGAACCUGAAAAAUCAUAUGGACCUGUAUUUUAUGAAAUGGUUGCGAACGCCUGCAAUACAAACAAUGAUAUGAUAGGAUUUAAUGAAGAUGUUAUGAGGUCAUUGGUGGAUGAUG
Molecule: messenger RNA, 505 nt
Organism: Trichomonas vaginalis G3
Lineage: Eukaryota; Parabasalia; Trichomonadida; Trichomonadidae
Exons: 1
Source: RefSeq, a predicted model, not a curated record